Molecule: messenger RNA, 2628 nt
Organism: Zingiber officinale
Lineage: Eukaryota; Viridiplantae; Streptophyta; Magnoliopsida; Zingiberales; Zingiberaceae
Exons: 10
Coding region: 436-2166 (576 amino acids)
Source: RefSeq, a predicted model, not a curated record
GAUGAGCAGCUCUGAGCUGGUUUUCCUCUGAUUUUUCUCAAUUUAUUCGGGGUUUUUCUUUGUUUCCUUGAUUUUUAUGGCCCUCGAUAAGCGGUCUGUGCGUCACUGGCUAGACCUCCCGAGCAGAUCCUUUACCAUCCCCUUGUUAUGUUAUCGCACCGGUUGCUGUGAGGAGUCGUUGAACGCCCAAGACGUCACCUAACUUAGGUAGCAAGCAGCAGGUGGUGCUACCAUUUCGAGUGUUAUGUGUUGAACAUACCGUCUUCAAGAGAUUAUCUGCAAUAAGGAGAAUGCCAGUGAAAUUGUGCAGAGUCGAGAAGCUCACUCAGGGCAUAAUAUAUCUUGUUGGAGUUGAUGACUAAACUAUGGUUGUUAAGAGAGACCUUUGAAAGCGUUGUUGGUGGCUAGUUUUUUUUCAAUUGUAAGUUUGAGAUAAUGGGGUUUCUAGAGAAUUUAGAAUUCUAUCUCAAAAUGUCGAGAAAGGAGCUUCAACAAUUGUGCAAACAGAAUGAUCUUCCUGCAAAUAGGAGUCAUUCUCAAUUGGCUAAGUCCUUGGUUUCACACUUACAGAAAAGAAAUGCUGUUUUGGUAGCUUCACUGGAAAAAUCAGUUUAUUUCAUGGAUGGAUCUUCUAAGAACCCAUUUGCAUCAGAGUCAAUCACUAAACAAACAAUCAAUUGUCCUGUUGAAUCAACCACAGGUGACAAGCGACUAUUAUGUCAGCUUGAUAGCGAGAAGGAAGUUACUGAGUCUGUAGUCAAUAUUACAAAUGAGAAGCCAGAAACUGUAACAAAAGUUUUUUGCCCAUUAUGGCCUGCAAAUACUAAAGAGCAGAAAUAUAUCCAGGAUAUUGUUCCAUGUAGACAUGAUAGGCCUCAUGAAUACUCAAUGGAAAGUGGGUUUGUUUCUGGUGAUGAAAUUUUGACUAGAAUUCCUCCAUUUCAAUUCUUUGUGAUGUCAGAAGGUGGAAUAGAUUUAUUUGUUGACUUGAGUUCUAGCCCAUUGGAUUGGAUCAAUAGCCUAAAAGAUGAUGUGUGUGUUCAUCAAAAUGCAAAACUUCAUGAAUCAAUGGCUCCUUCCGAAGACAUCAGUAAUUUACCAGAAGCUGAUGAUCAUAUGAACAUUUCACCAUCUGUUAAUACUGGGCUAAACCUUAAUGACACUGAAAUUGAGAGGAACAGUGGUUGUACCAAUUCAUCAUUGAGUUCUGUUGUUAGUGAGAACUGUAAUUCUGAGGCUUACCCACCAGAUACAACUGUGGCGACAUCUGGAUCUUCUGUUUUAAUAUCGGGCAGUGUCCCUGCUGGGUCAUCAGGACUUUUGGAGGAAAUCCAAGUAGUUUCGUCCUGUGCACCGUACACAGUCCAAAACCACAUGGCAUCACGCAUUGCAUCUUGCCCCCCUGAAGAGCAAGAAUCUGCUAUUGUUUCCUUUGCAAUGGUCAAGAGCAAUGCAUCACUAAGCAACAUGCCUCUUCAAUCAGCUGCUGACAUGGGCAAUGGGGUCAGUGAUCCUGUUGCAGUUGGUGACUGCACUCGUAAAACUGCAUCUGUUAAUUUUGUUGAUUGCGAAGUUGAAGCUCCAUAUAAUACAGAAUCUGAUGUUGCAGACAAAGAUAACCUUGCAUCAGCAAAAGAAAUGCCAGAUAAUAUAGACACAGAGAACUAUGCUCAUAAAAAUCAUGGGGGAGCAAGUGAGUCAUUUACAGAUUUUAUAAUUGAGCAGCCAGACAAUACAACUCACGGGAAGUUGUCAAAUUCGUGUCAGCAUAGUGGACAGAUGGUACUGGAUAGUUCAAUGGCUGAUGCACAAUCGGAAAUCGGGACAGUGGAUCUUCCUUUCUGUCAGCAAUCAUGUACUAAUUGUGAAACAUUGGUUACUGAGGGAUCAAUAUCAACAUUUCAAGAUGAAUCGGGUCAUAGUACACCAAUGGAGGAAAAGGAUGCCUCAGAAUGCUCUAGAAUCCCUUCAACCUCAGCUGACACUAAGAGACCUAACAACUUAGAGAAUCCCAAGGAUCCCCAUGUUAAGAGGCAUCUUGUUUGUGACAAAAUCAUGAGUGUAGAGAUUGUCACAAAAUUAAGAAACAGCAGAAGUUCAGCAAAGAAAAUUCUGUCUGGUGCUAUAGUUCAGCCUAGGCGGUCCACAAGGCUUGCUUCUAAGUAACAAACUUCCACCUAAAACCCUGUACCUGUAUUUUGUUGGACAAACCGAAGAAAACAACACUGACCGAUUGAUCCAGCACUUGCCCCUAUCAUCAAGGUGAUUUUAGGUCAGGAUGUUACCUUGUAUAGUUUAGAAAUAAAAUUCAGAUGCCAACAGGCUGCAACAUUGUAAUCUGAAGUUUGUUGAGUCACAGCAUCUGAAAGUGGAUUUCCAUUUUUAACCUUUAAGACCCUGUCUCUUCGGAUGGCAAAAGGAACAACUCCUAUCAAGAUCAACUUUAUAUUCUUCCUUGUCCCAGAUUCUUCACAUGGCAAAAGACCCUGUUUCAAUUUGUUCAACAUUCAUACAUAUGAAUCAUAUUUCAGUGACAAUUAUUGGUUGUUUCAUUCUUGAUAGAUGAUUAUUGUAACAGUUUCCUGUAUUUGGAUAGAUCAUCAACCUGUUGGUAGAUUUUCAUUGCUU